AUUUAUUGGUAGAAAAAACAUGGCGGCCAAGCUGCAGUACUGUGCAAGUUGGGCUAUUUGACUCAAACAAACUUCUUCCAAAGCUAGCCUAAACCCAGAUCACAAGCGCCAAAAUUCUCAAGAACUUCCCAGCCCAACUUAACAAGAACUUAAGCACAUACUGCAGUGUGAGGCAGAGACACUGACCACAAGAAAACACCAGAAACCAACGAAACUGUAUAAUGACGUCAGCUGUCAAAAAGAUAAACAGUCCUCAGGCCUGGAAGAGUAUACAGCCGCCAGCACAACAGGACCCUGCCAUUCUGUCCUAUCAGAGGUCUUCUAACCUCCUAUCUAACAAUGGUAAUCGAGAAACAGGAUUUGUCGAAAAACUUCUGCAUUCCUAUGGAUUUAUCCAGUGUUGUGAGAGAGAGGCUCGUCUGUUUUUCCAUUUUAGUGAAUAUUCCGGAGACAUUAAUGGAGUCAAAAUAGGAGAUGCAGUGGAGUUCCAGCUGUCAAGCGACAGAAGAACUGGUCGUCCAAUCGCGUGUGCCGUUGUAAAAAUUGAUGAGACGUCUUACGAGGUGUUAAGUGAGGACCGGUUCACUGGUUCUGUUGUGCAAGAAGCCAGAGUUAGCAAGAGCAAAAAUGGAUGCGUAAAUGGCAAUAUUGAUGGUAUGGGCAGAGUGACCUAUGAACACAAUGGAGAAUGCUUCUUUUUGCCAUUUGGACUUGACGAUAUAGAGGACAGCAACCUAAAACUGAAGCCAGGAGACCAAGUGUCCUUCUUCAUGGCAACUGAUAAAAGAAAUGGUAACAUACAAGCGAGAAAGAUUGAGUUAGUUUCCUCCUCCCCUCCCCCGCGGUUCCAGGGUGUGGUUUGUUCCAUGAAAGACUCAUUUGGUUUCAUUGAGAGAGCUGAUGUAGUGAAGGAGAUAUUUUUUCACUACAGUGAAUUUAACGAUGACAUUAAUGAUCUUGUCCUGGGAGAUGAUGUAGAAUUUGAUGUUCAGUCCAGAAAUGGUAAAGAGGUCGCUGUCAACAUUAAAAAGUUACCUGUCGGGACAGUAAUAUUUGAAGAUAUCAGCAUUGACAAGAUGGAAGGGAAAAUAGUGAGAACAUUGAAAAGUAAUCGCAGACAGAGUGAUCCACUUGGUGGAAAAAUUUCCUGUCAGACCAGUAAAGGGACGGAGGAGUUUCCUUACGGUGACAAGGACCAGUGUGGUGAGUUCACACUCCAGGUGGGGGACUUGGUGGAAUUCCAGGUGGCGACUGAUCGUCGCGACAAACUCCAGAGGGCCACCAAGAUCCAGCUCCGUCAGGAGACGUUUAAUCAGAAUGGAGAAAAGCGGGAAAAGGGAGUGAUAUCGAACUUGAAGGAUGGCUAUGGAUUUAUUCAGUGUACAGACAGGGACUCUAAAAUCUUCUUUCACUUCAGUGAACUGAUCGAUUUAGUAAAGGAUGUACGAACACAAGAGGAAGUGGAAUUCACUGUUGUCCCAGAUCCAUCUACCCCUAAUCGCCCAAUGGCUAUCCGAAUCCGAUUCUUGCCAAAGGGAAGUGUUUCCUUUAUAAACAUUCGUCCUGAAAAGUAUAUUGGGACAGUCGAUCGGGAACCAUCUAGUCAUAAAAGUCCUUCAAAACUUAAAGACAACGAACCCGCGGGUAAUAUUGUGUUUGAUUAUGAAGGGAAAAUACAAAAUAUUUCUUAUUACAACAAAGACUUGGUAGAUAUUCGAGAAUCCCCCAAAUAUGGAGACAAGGUGGAGUUUUCCAUCGGUGAGAUCAAGCGAUCAAAUUCCCGUUUCGCAGCAGCUGUAAGGGUUGUAAUUAGAAACAUACAGGGAAAAUGUCAAGGAUUUAUCGCAACUCUGAAGGAUAACUACGGAUUUAUUGAGAACGCUGAUCACGACAAGGAAGUCUUUUUUCACUUCAGUUCUUUUGAUGGUGACGCAAAUGACCUUGACCUUGGAGAUGAAGUAGAGUACACAGUCACAAGAAAAAGUGCCAAACUUAGUGCAGAAAAUAUCCGAAAAGUGCCAAAGGGAACUGUGGCUCCAGAGGACAUAUUAUUUGAUAAGGGAGUUCUUCAAGGGAAAGUGAUACGGCCAAUGAGAAUAGUGAAUCCAGACCAGGAUGAGUAUGCAGGCCUGGUUCAAGUGGGCGGUGAUGAUGAUCAAGAUGCAGAGACUUACCCUUAUGGAAUCACUAGUCUGACAGACAAGAGAGACUUCCUACAGAAGGGAGAUGCUGUCAAGUUCCAGAUCGCCGCUCACAGGAGAACAGGGUUACUGAGGGCGGUCAACAUUGCUGCCAUCAGGAAGUUCACCAGGGCCAGAGUAGACUCGGUCAAGGGACAGUUUGGAUUCAUCAACUAUGAGGCAGAGGAAGGGAAGAAGCUGUUUUUCCACAUGACAGAGGUCCACGAUGGUGUAGAGGUCCAAGCUGGGGACGAAGUGGAGUUUAUAAUUGUGCAGAAUCAACGCAAUGGGAAAUAUUCAGCCUGCAGUCUGCGAAAAAUAACACACACUCAACGUCCUGAGCGCCUACUGAGUCGAAUGAAGAGCAUCAAGGAAGACAUGUAUGGACCUCGGGUCAUUGCCGUUCGACAACCCAAAGGCCCAGACGGCACGAACGGUUUUAAGGAGCCCCGCCAGCCCUGGACGCCACCCCAGGCCUAAGGCAAUACCAAAUGGGUGGAAUACAUUGGAAAUUCUAAUGCUUCUAUGGAAGGCUUCCUGUUGUUUCUGUUUGCUUUGUGAUAUAUUGUUUAUAAUGUUCUCCAUGUUCUUUGGUUCAAUUUCCGUUUCUAUGGCCACAGUAAAAUCAUACAUAUGGCCAGCAUUUGGAUUCUAAGGCAAAGGUUCAGAUGUGUAUAACUAGCUGAAAAGAAAAGUUCAUAUAUUUGGGUGGGGGAUCCGUAUAAUCAAAUUUGAAGUUUGUAGAUUAAUGUGCAGUCAGAAAUUUUCAGAAUGUAGGUAUCAACUUCAAUAUUUUUUGGAAGUAAUAUUGACUUGGGGGCAUUGUUUCAGAUAUUGGUUACAUUUGGUUUAAACACUGUAUUUAGAUAAGGACUUCAUACUGUAAAUGGUCAAGUAAGGGUGAUAAAGCCUAGGUAAUUUUCGGACAUCUUAAAUGAGCUUUGAUUUCUAAUCAGACAUCUGUAUGAUUUUACUGUGGCAAUAUUUAAGCUGCAUUUAAAUCUCCAAAAAAUAUUUUUGGUGUGAAUGAUUGUGAAUUUGAGAGUUGAAAUGAGUUGUCAUAAAGUGAGGCAGAUUUAAUGUGCAUAUAAAAAAAAGCUGUGAGAUGUUCUAUGCUUCCCCCAAAAUAGGUUUUCAUUUGUUCUAUUAUUCAUUGCAUGAAGACAAAGGUUGCUCCAUGCUGAUAAGCAUGAUCAAUAGCUGGUACCAAAUCCAGACUCCUAUCACACAAACAUUUUACUUUUUACAAACAGUUGCAUGGUACAUGUAUUUGUAAGUGCCAGAGUUGGUUUUGCAAUAGAGAAUUCAUUGUUAACAGUGCACAUUUUUGUUCAAAUUGAAAAGUGCAGACCAAACUGUACACAAGGGAUAAUACUGAACAAUUUCAUCCAUAUCCAUACAAGAUUUAUAUGAUGUUCCUUUCACCAACUUUUCAUGAGGUUGGAGUUCAGUUCUAGUCUAAUGUUAAAUGUAUUAUACUCUUAAAGGUUGUUCAUUCUGAUACAAAUUUCAUCACUUUUCUGCUCGUUCAUUCAUGCAGAUUCAUAUUUUUAUGUGUUUAUAUGCCAAUGAACAAUUAACACGUAAGAACAAAGUAAUAUUUGAGUUGCAGCAAGUCUAGUGAAAUAGCUGUAUCAAGAUGAUAAACUUUGAUUUGAUUUAUGAAAAGCUAAAAAGUAAGUUGAAAGACUAUGUUUAGAUAGUGUUAUGCACCAAAACGGGUAAAAAAAAUAUUUUGCAGUAUUUUUUACACCAGCUAAGAAUAAUCAGCAAUAGGCUUUCUCAACAAUUGCUCCUCUUAAAACUUAAUUGAUCUCUCGCAUGUUUUACAUGGCAUUUGGAUUGCAAUCUUUACACAAAAAGAGGUACCACUUUUGUCAGAUCUACCUCGGGGGAUUGUUUUUUUUUUUUUAAAUCAGAUCUAAUCUGAAUUGCCUUUAUCAUAUCAUUUGCCUGUAGUAUUGGAAGAUUUUAUUUUGUUUGAAUCUCAACUGCCACUGAAAUGAACAUUUGCAUGUCUUGGUCGUCUAGGAGGUUUUGAGACAAAGUUGGAAAUAUUCAUACAUCUGCAAAAGAAUCCUUAUUUUUUAAUUCAAUUUCUGAAGAUAUUUUUGAGAUGUCUUAAAGAGUAAAUCUGUCAGUUGCUUUGUAGCAAAAUAGGUUUUCUCUAAGAAUAGAUAUGGUGUCAUUGAAAGUGUCGUUCUCUGUGAAAGUUUACGACCAUAGAUUGAAAUAUGACUUUGUCAUCAAAUAGUAACACAGUCAUAUCUUUUAAGCAACAACUGUUCAGUAAAAUGUUGAAGGCUCUGCCUUCAUUUAACAUCUUGUGUGGUAUAUAUGAAGAUGAUGUAUUUACAGAAAGUUUUUCCCCACCUCUCUAUAUUUUUGUUAACAAUUUGAUGAAUUCCUUUGCUGUGAGCUAUGAUUGACAAUCGAUCUGUAUAAAGUAAGAGGAGAUAGUGAUCUGGGAAAGGUUUUGUAAGUUGCAUAAAGGGGGUAUUAAAAUAGAAAGAUGGAGAAUUGAUGAAGAUUUUGGGGUGUUGUGUUUAGGGGUUAUUUAUUAAUGUGAGAGAAACACAAGAAAAAAAAGAGGAGCAUCUUUGUCAAAUUUACUGGUGCUUAUUGUAAAAUUUUUGCGACAAGUUUCAUGAUGCAUGUUACUUGAAGUACAUUUUAUGUUGAAACUCAAUUUUAAAAAAAAUAUAAAAAGAAACUAAAACUUGUCAAAAAAUAAAGAAAAACUAUUGAAAGUCAUAAAA
Messenger RNA from Saccostrea echinata, 4939 nucleotides. RefSeq names its product cold shock domain-containing protein E1-like. Lineage: Eukaryota; Metazoa; Mollusca; Bivalvia; Ostreida; Ostreidae. The record is from RefSeq and is a predicted model, not a curated record. Gene Ontology annotation, molecular function: nucleic acid binding. The coding region runs from base 222 to 2660 and encodes 812 amino acids. The transcript is spliced from 18 exons.